GUCUCACAAAACGCAGAAACUGCGUACGUCACGUCCACGCAAAGUUACGGUGACGUAGUACGCAAGUGUCCGCAGCUCAAGGCCUGCCAGUGGACGGAAGCACACAGUGAUCGCAGAGCUUGUGUCUUCAAGUGGAAAACAAGACGAAUACAACAUACUGCUGUGCUCGGUGUGAAGACACGCGUCCUUUUAUGAAUCUGCGCUUGAAUUAUCUGUCUAUCUUUUGAGAGAUUUUGAAGGUGAAGUUUUUCUUGAAUGCCCAAGACACAGUCAGUACGGUUUUCAACAUGAACAGGAAUAAGCGUGAGAAAGAAUAUUACAGCAUAGAUGUAGGAGAUUCAACGUUCACCGUUUUGAAGCGCUAUCAGAAUUUAAGACCAAUCGGGUCUGGAGCACAAGGCAUCGUCUGCUCUGCAUAUGACCACGUCCUUGAACGAAAUGUUGCAAUUAAGAAACUUAGCCGACCCUUUCAGAACCAAACCCAUGCCAAACGGGCCUACAGAGAACUGGUCCUGAUGAAAUGUGUCAACCACAAAAACAUAAUUGGCUUGUUAAAUGUGUUCACGCCACAGAAGACACUUGAAGAAUUCCAGGAUGUUUAUCUGGUGAUGGAGCUGAUGGAUGCGAACCUGUGCCAGGUCAUCCAGAUGGAGCUGGACCACGAGAGACUCUCCUACCUGCUUUAUCAGAUGCUCUGCGGCAUCAAACACCUGCAUGCUGCCGGCAUCAUACACCGGGAUCUGAAACCCAGUAACAUAGUAGUGAAAUCCGACUGUACGCUGAAGAUCCUCGACUUCGGCCUGGCCCGGACGGCCGCCACCGGCCUCCUCAUGACCCCUUACGUGGUGACGCGCUACUAUCGUGCCCCGGAGGUCAUUCUGGGCAUGGGUUACCAAGCCAAUGUUGAUGUCUGGUCUGUUGGCUGCAUCAUGGCUGAAAUGGUCAGAGGUAGUGUGUUGUUUCCCGGCACAGACCAUAUCGACCAGUGGAACAAGGUGAUCGAGCAGCUGGGCACACCGUCUCAGGAGUUCAUGAUGAAGCUCAACCAGUCUGUGAGGACUUAUGUGGAGAACAGACCUCGCUAUGCCGGAUACAGCUUUGAGAAGCUCUUCCCUGACGUGCUCUUCCCCGCGGACUCGGACCACAACAAACUGAAAGCGAGCCAGGCGCGAGACUUGUUAUCCAAAAUGCUGGUAAUAGAUGCGUCGAAGCGAAUCUCAGUGGACGAGGCCCUCCAGCACCCCUACAUCAACGUGUGGUACGAUCCGUCGGAGGUGGAAGCGCCGCCACCGGCGAUCAUGGAUAAACAGCUAGAUGAGAGAGAACACACAGUGGAAGAGUGGAAAGAGCUGAUAUAUAAGGAAGUGCUGGACUGGGAGGAGCGAACGAAAAACGGGGUGAUCCGAGGACAGCCGGCCUCACUAGCACAGGUGCAGCAGUGAGCAAUGACUCCCACGAGCCCUCGACGACGUCCUCCUCCUCCACAAACGACGUCUCGUCCAUGUCCACCGACCCCACCCUGACCUCGGACACAGACAGCAGUCAGGAGGCGUCCACGGGACCGCUGGGCUGCUGCAGAUGACUAUCCUCGUUCAUCCAGUUCCUGCUACCAUCCGUCUUCACUGGCACAACAACGUUCAUGCCAGUUUGGAAACGUGUCCUCCUUUCUUUCUCAAACUGACAAGUUCUUUUGAAUUGAAAAAGUUUUAAGAACGGAGGUAAGAGUUUUUGAGGGCAUCUUAAAAGCUUUUACACCAAACCAGCGUUACUUUGAUUGCUUUCAUUUUGUUUUUGUACUUUAAUUUUGCAUCAGAUUGAAGCUAGCGCUACGUCAUCUUGCCAUUUGGAUGUGGAAUGAUUUGAGUUUAUUUGUAAAGAUGGACGGUGAAUAUAUUUUUGAGAUGUUUUAUUUUUUAAGAGUCAUUUUAAUCACUAAUUAGUGGAGGUUCAUUAAAUGGCACAUCCAUUUCCUGGAUAAAUGAGUGUUUCCACAUUGUUACUACUGUUUGGGAGUCGGUGGUGUGUAAAUGCAUCUGAUCGCAGUUUGUUCGGCUGCAUUUUGUUUUGGUCUAAGAGGCAGAGAUGGUUUUAAUAUGACCUGUGUACCUAAAACACAUGUUUGGUUGAAAGUUUUAUUUGGUUUGGUUUUACAAAAACACAUUUUAAAGCUCUUUUAGGGUCUGUAAAAUACUCUUUCUAAUUUCAGUGCACAAGAUUUACUUUACACGCUAAAAAAUGCUGGGUCGAAAAUGGACAAACCCAGUGAUUGGGUUGUUUUAACCCAGCGGUUGGGUUAAAUGUUUGCCCAGCUUGUUGGGUAGGUUUAUUAAACUUACUAAAAUUACUAUAUGGCUGACUUAAAAUGAACCAAAAUAGGUUGGAAAUUAAAAAUCAGACACACAAUUUCUAGAGUCAAAAAUAAUAAUCAAAAGGUGAACAUUUAUUAAUAAACAAAUAUUGUUUAAUUAUUACUCAUUAAAUGUUCACUUAUUACACAGCAAAAUCCCCAGAGUUAAAUCAACUCAGAGUACAUAUGGUCCCUCUCUAAAUAGUGUUAAAAUAACACUGAAGCAGAGUUAAAGUUAAUGAGAUAAUUAAGCAAUUAAUUAAGUGAUGAUUGUGCAGUAGUGAUGAACACCUGCUGUUAACAAGCAGAAUCACUGAAGAAAAGAGAAACGCAUGAACUACAACUGACUUCAGUCACAGCCUUAUUAAUUUCUUAAUUAUCUCAUUAACUUUAACUCUGCAAAUAACACUGAAGCAGAGUUAAAGUUAAUUAAGCAAUUAAGUGAUGAUUGUGCAUUAGUGAUGAACGCCUGCUGUUAACAAGCAGAAUCACUGAAGAAAAGAGAAACGCAUGAACUACAACUGACUUCAGUCACAGCCUUAUUAAUUGCUUAAUUAUCUCAUUAACUUUAACUCUGCUUCAGUGUUAUUUUAACACUAUUUAGAGAGGGACCAUAUGUACUCUUAGCAGAGUUGAUUUAAUCAAUGUCAAUUUCCAACAUACUUUGGGUUCAUAGCGAGCAAUACAGUAAUUUUUAAACAAUAGUUGAGUUAAAUAAAACUAAACAUUUAACCCAAUCACUGGGUUUGUCCAUUUUCAACCCAACUUGGGUUGUUUUUAACACAGCAUUUUACAUUCUAUUCUCUCUGUAUAAACACGCUUGUGUUUUCAAAUGUCACCGUAUGUAAACUAGCCUGUACAUAUUUCAAGUCGAAACACAGAAAACAGUAACUCACAGCUUUUAUUACGCUUUCCUUCAGUGCUGUACAGUCCUGUAAAAGGAACACAACACACUUCAGUAUGUGAUAUGAAACCCAAAUUGGUAUAUGAAACUCUUUUGAUUUAUUUAGACUUCACAACCCAACUGCAUAUACCAUUGCAAUCUUAUUCAUUAUGCCAUGAGAAAAAAGAACUGCUGUGAUUUUCUUUUAAUAGUCAUUUUGGAUGCAGCAAGCAAUGCUAAAUGAAUGGAGACAUAUUAGAUUGGAGGUUCAAAAUGGAUCACAAAACAACUGCCGCUUUUUAUGGACUGUAAAAAAAAAAAAAAAAAAAAAAAAAAAAAAAAAUCCUGUCAUAAUCAGAUACAAUUUUCCAAUGUUUCGAGAAAAAAAAAAAAAUGUAAUGUUUUGGAAUGUAAUUAUGUGUUUACAAUGUAUGUAGUGUAAACUCUGCUCCUCCUACUGUACACAACACGACCCUUACGACUACAAGCUAAAUCCAUCACUAAAAUUUCAUCAUUGGGUUUUUAUUUUGCUUUCAAAGUGGAGAAAGUGCCUGAGUCCAGCAUUCAUUCCUGAAUGAUUAGAAAGAUAAAGAAAUUUGGGUGAGGUUUUUCAAAGUUAUACUGUUCA
Molecule: messenger RNA, 3858 nt
Organism: Megalobrama amblycephala (Wuchang bream)
Lineage: Eukaryota; Metazoa; Chordata; Actinopteri; Cypriniformes; Xenocyprididae
Gene: mapk8b
Product: mitogen-activated protein kinase 8b
Exons: 12
Coding region: 288-1442 (384 amino acids)
Biological process (GO): protein phosphorylation; JNK cascade
Cellular component (GO): nucleus; cytoplasm
Molecular function (GO): JUN kinase activity; ATP binding
Source: RefSeq, a predicted model, not a curated record